UCUGCUGAUACUAUCAAAGCAAGUUUUCAAAGCAACGGCGUUUCACCUACUGAUCGUAUGGUCAAAUGGAACAGUAAUAAUCAUCACUGCCAUAUCCUUAACGUGGAUGGGAGCUGUUUAAGAACUCCAAUUCGCGCAGGUUUUGGGGGAGUUAUUCGUAACAGUGCCGGUUUAUACCUCUCUGGCUUCUCCGGUUUCAUUGCAGAUUCCACUGACAUUCUGCUUGCUGAGCUCUCGGCAAUUCACCGCGGUCUUCUUAUGGCAGUAGAUAUGGAUUAUGAGGAAUUGGUUUGCUACUCGGUUUCGCUUCUCUCAAUUAAUCUCAUUACGGGUCAAGCUUCAAAGUAUCAUGCCUAUGCCGUUUUAAUUCAAGAUAUUAAGGACCUCUUAGUUUCGCACAAUUUCACUGUCCAGCAUUGCCUCCGUGAAGGAAACCAAUGCGCUGAUUUCAUGGCAAAAUUAGGAGCUUCGUCAAAUGAUGAGUACCUUAUCCACUCAUCCCCUCCUCAAGACCUUCCUGAUUUACUAAGGAAUGAUGGAGUAGGAAUUUAUUUUCCUAGAGCUUAGGCUUUCUGUUUUUUCUUUUGUUUCUUCUGUCUGUUACACUCUGGAUUAAACUUUUUCUCUUUUGAGUUUGAGUAUGCAUUAAGUGUUUAUUCGUCCUAGAUACUGUAGAUGUUCUUUCUUUCCCAUGCCUAAGCUUAUAAGAAUCAUGUUAAGCAA
This is a messenger RNA of Medicago truncatula (barrel medic), 723 nucleotides long. RefSeq lists its product as uncharacterized. The transcript is spliced from 3 exons. Gene Ontology annotation, molecular function: RNA-DNA hybrid ribonuclease activity; nucleic acid binding. The record is from RefSeq and is a predicted model, not a curated record. NCBI's taxonomy places the organism in Eukaryota, Viridiplantae, Streptophyta, Magnoliopsida, Fabales, Fabaceae. The coding region runs from base 58 to 567 and encodes 169 amino acids.